AUGGAUAAUGAAAUUGAAGUUCCACCAUAUUUUCUCUGCCCCAUUACCCUUGAAAUCAUGAAAGACCCUGUAACAGUCUCAACUGGCAUAACAUAUGAUCGAGAAAGCAUAGAAAAAUGGUUGUUUUCCCAGAAAAACGAUACCUGCCCAGUAACAAAACAAAUUCUUGUAGAUUCAGAAUUGACUCCGAAUGUCACUCUCCGGCGAGUGAUUCAAUCGUGGUGCACCCUCCACUCGUCGGACGGCAUUGAGAGGUUCCCUACACCGAAGCCUCCUGUUGGAAAACCACAGAUAGUGAAGCUUCUGAAUGAAGCCAAAAGUCCACAUAAGCAAACGAAGUGCCUUCAAAGAUUGAGAUCCAUUGCUUCCCAGAGUGAAACGAAUCGAAGAUGCAUGGAAUCAGUUGGUGUAGCCGAGUUUUUAGCGUCGUUAAUUGUGGAAAGAAUCGGGGAAUCAUCAUUACGAGAAGUAGAAGACAGUGUGUUUGAUGACACGACUACAAGAAAAAAUGAUGAAGCCUUGAGCAUUCUCCAUCAUUUACAAUUAUCCGAAGCUGGCGUUAAAUCCCUUAUGCGCUACAGAAAUGGCGAAUUCGUCAAAUCCUUAACACGGAUAAUGCUACGUGGGAGCUACGAAUCUCGAGCUUACGUUGUUAUGUUAUUGAAAUCCAUGUUCGAAGUAGCUGAUGACACGAUGCAGCUGAUCAGUGUAAGAUACGAAGUCUUCACCGGCCUCGUUCAAAUCCUGCACGAUCAAAUAUCGCAAAAGGCCUCAAAGGCCGCACUCAAAGUGCUAAUCGAUGUCUGUCCAUGGGGAAGAAAUAGGAUCAAAGCUGUAGAAGCCGGUGCAGUCCCUCUACUAAUCGAUCUUCUUCUCAAUCUCAACUCAUCGGACAAAAGGGAUUGCGAGAUGAUCUUAAUGGUUCUUGAUUACCUAUGCCAAUGUGCCGAGGGAAGAGCUGAAUUUUUGAAACACUGCGCAGGAUUAGCCAUUGUAUCCAAGAAAAUUCUUCGUAUUUCACAAGCUGCAAGCGAAAGGGCAGUCCGAAUUCUCUAUUCGAUCUCCAAAUUCUCGGCCACUCCCGGUGUUCUCCAAGAAAUGCUGCAACUUGGCGUUGUAACAAAAUUGUCUCUGGUGCUGCAAGUUGAUUGUGGAAGAAAAACAAGGGAGAGAGCAAAAGAAAUUCUUAAAAUGCACGCUAAGGCAUGGAAGAAUUCUUCAUGUGUACCAAAUCACUUGCUUAUUUCAUAUCCGUCUUGA
This is a messenger RNA of Fraxinus pennsylvanica, 1260 nucleotides long. Lineage: Eukaryota; Viridiplantae; Streptophyta; Magnoliopsida; Lamiales; Oleaceae. The record is from the annotation of a GenBank genome assembly.